Lactuca sativa (garden lettuce) is the source of this 3620-nucleotide messenger RNA. It is a transcript of the gene SFC, whose product is annotated as ARF GTPase-activating protein. Lineage: Eukaryota; Viridiplantae; Streptophyta; Magnoliopsida; Asterales; Asteraceae. Gene Ontology annotation, molecular function: GTPase activator activity; protein binding. The record is from RefSeq and is a predicted model, not a curated record. Gene Ontology annotation, cellular component: cytoplasm.
GACAUAAACCGGAAAAAGUAAUACAAAGAAAAGUAGUAAGCAAAACCGUGGAAAAAAGCGUUGUGUUGUGUUUAUUUUUUUAUUUGAUAAUAAUAACCGCAAUCAUCAAAUGUGUGUGGAUUCAACAAAUUGAGGUUUUUGAUGGAAUUCCGAUGAAUCCUUUUUCUUUUUAAGUAGUUAGGUUUGAUUUCAUUCGUAUUCUUCAACAAAAACAUUCGGCUGUUAUCUCGCCUAAUUUAACUCAAUUCCUGUGUGUGUUCUCAGUCCGUACUUUCUCUAGGGUUUUUCUUCACUCCACUCUUCCAUCGCUUUUUUCCCUCAUUUCUUUAUUUCUUCCCCACUUUUUCCUUUUUCUCUUAGGGUUCUGUACCGACAAACCUACAGCAACGACAACCUCUUUUACGCUUUCAAUCUCAUUUUUUCUUCUUUCAAUUUCUGAUCCAGUGGGUUGCUUUUGGUGAUGAAGUUUUUGAGAUCGGAGGACAAUGAAAGAUCUUUUCUGGGUUUUACAGAUUUUUCAUGAUUAUGUUGGUGUUUUAAGUCUUUAAAGAUCACGCAUUCUAGUCUGAAUCAAGAUUGGAUUUUUUUUCUUCUUCUACCAGUCUCUCAACCUGCAAUCAUGCAUUUCGCAAAGCUCGACGACUCUCCGAUGUUCCGUAAACAGAUGCAAUGUUUAGAGGAAAGUGCCGAAUUGCUGAGGGAUAGAAGCUUAAAGUUCUACAAAGGAUGUAGAAAAUAUACCGAAGGGCUUGGUGAGGGAUAUGAUGGGGACAUUGCAUUUGCCAGCACCCUUGAAACAUUUGGCGGAGGACAUAAUGAUCCGAUUAGUGUUGCUUUUGGAGGUCCUGUGAUGACAAAAUUUACAAUUGCACUACGGGAGAUUGGAACAUAUAAGGAAGUUCUUCGAUCUCAGGUCGAGCAUAUACUGAAUGACCGAUUACUGCAAUUUGUGAACAUAGAUUUGCAUGACGUAAAGGAGGCACGUAAGCGGUUUGACAAGGCCAGUCUUCUAUAUGACCAGGCUCGGGAGAAGUUUCUGUCCUUGAAGAAAGGCACCAAGAAUGAUGUAGCUACAGUUUUGGAGGAGGACCUUCAUAAUGCAAGGGCUACUUUUGAGCAAGCUCGCUUUAAUCUGGUUACGGCACUUUCUAAUGUUGAAGCAAAAAAGAGAUUUGAAUUUCUGGAAGCAGUGAGCGGUACGAUGGACGCCCAUCUUCGUUACUUCAAACAGGGAUAUGAGCUUUUGCAUCAGAUGGAGCCGUAUAUAAAUCAGGUGUUGACAUAUGCUCAGCAAUCUCGAGAGAGAUCAAAUUAUGAGCAAGCAGCUCUGAACGAAAGAAUGCAAGAGUACAAAAGACAGAUUGAUCGGGAGAGCAGGUGGUCUUCAAAUUCAAAUACAAAUGGUUCCAACGGAUCUCCAAAUGGUGGGGAUGGCAUUCAAGCCAUCGGGAGAAGCUCCCAUAAAAUGAUAGAGGCGGUCAUGCAGUCUGCUUCAAAGGGCAAGGUUCAAACCAUUCGCCAAGGAUAUCUUUCCAAGCGCUCCUCAAACCUCAGGGGCGACUGGAAACGAAGGUUUUUUGUUCUCGAUAGCCGAGGAAUGCUCUACUACUACCGCAAACAAAGCAGCAAACCAUCUGGGUCUGGCAGUCAAAUCUCUGGUCAGAGGAAUAGCUCUGAACUCGGUCAUGGGCUGCUGAGUCGCUGGCUUUCUUCUCAUCAUCACCAUGGUGGAGGUGGAGUACAUGAUGAGAAAUCUGUUGCUCAUCACACUGUUAACCUCUUGACUUCAACAAUAAAGGUUGAUGCUGACCAAUCCGACCUCAGGUUCUGCUUCAGGAUUAUUUCCCCCACAAAAAAUUAUACUUUGCAGGCAGAGAGCACCCUUGAUCAGAUGGAUUGGAUAGAGAAGAUAACAGGAGUUAUUGCGUCAUUGCUAAGCUCUCAGGUUCCUGAGAGGUGUUUAUCUGGUAGUCCUAUGGGCAGUAGCCAUCAUCGAUCCGCCAGUGAUAGCAGUUCAUUUGAAAGUUCUGAUUUUGAUCACACAGCUGUUGAAGAGUAUGCGUCCGAGAGGGAGAGGCCUGCCUAUCCAAACCCCGGCCGCCUAUCAAGAAUUUCACAUCAUCAUCAUCAUCAUCAUCAGCAGCAGCAGCAAUCAGGUCUGAAACCUGAGAAACCCAUAGACGUGCUGCAUAGGGUUUGUGGAAAUGACAGGUGUGCAGAUUGUGGUGCCUCUGAUCCUGAUUGGGCAUGCUUGAAUCUAGGAGUUGUUGUCUGCAUUGAAUGUUCUGGUGUCCACCGCAACCUUGGUGUGCACAUAUCAAAGGUACGUUCAUUGACACUUGAUGUCAAAGUGUGGGAGCCGUCUGUGAUCACCUUGUUUCAGUCUUUAGGCAAUGCCUUUGCUAAUUCGGUUUGGGAGGAAUUAUUACAGUCCAAAGGUGCCUAUAAGACGGAACUGGUUCCUACUGGGUUUUACAAGUCUUCUUCUGAUAAGCCCCAGCUUCUUUAUUUCUGUAAACCUAGUCCUUCUGAUUCCAUAGCUGUGAAGGAGAAGUUCAUCCAUGCAAAGUAUGCUUUAAAAGUUUUCGUACGAAAGCCCAAGGAUCGUAGUCUAGUGACACAACAUAUAUGGGAGGCUGUUCGUGCUAAUGACAAGAAAGCUGCAUACCGUCUGAUUGUCAACUUUGAAGCAGACAUGAACUACAUUUACAUGCAAGAUUCCUGUAAUUCUUCUUUAACCCUCGCUAAGGCAAUGCUGUUGCAAGAGCAGACGACACCCCCAGGCCCAGGGGGCGGUGAUUCGAUCUCAAUCUCAUCAAUGGCAGCAACAGGCACAAGUGAAGCGCAAGGACUUAGCAUGGAGGAAUUCGAGGGGUGCACCCUCCUCCAUCUUGCUUGUGAAACUGCAGAUAUUGGGAUGAUUGAGCUGCUCUUACAGUAUGGUGCCAAUGUAAAUGUUCCCGAUUCAAGAGGCCAGACACCACUCCAUCAUUGUAUCCUCAGAGGCAAAUCUGCAUUUGCAAGGCUGCUUCUUACAAGAGGGGCUGAUCCUCACGCUGCAAACAGUGCUGGCAAAACCCCUUUGGAGCUUGCGGCUGAAUCAAAUUUUAGGGACAAUGAGGUUCUGAGUCUGUUAUCAGACUCGAAUGGGUGACAGGACAUGAUAUGUGUUCAAGUUGCUAUAUUAUUAUAUUCAAAGGAGGGGUAUCAAGUGUUGCCUGUAGUUGUGUAAUUAGAGAAGUAAGCGAUGUGGAUACACACCGAAUGACAGCAGGGUUUGGGUUUGGGACCUCAAACCGGAAGGGCUGCUGCAAGUCCAAGUCGGGACUGCUGAAACCUCAAACUCAAUUAUUGUGAUGUGAAUUGUGAAAGGCCAGAGAGAGCAUGGGAUAUGCAUCCAUCUAAUUUCUCUGUAAUUCUAGGCGAGUAAUGUAAAGUAGCAUGUGAAUGAAUGGAAUGUUAAGGUUUAUUAUGUAAGGGUGAGAGGUUUGUGCGUUGAGGGGCGUUUUUUUUUCUUUUCUUCUUCUGUACAUUGUUUUGGUUUGGCUGGCCUAGUGUUGUUGCAAACUCUAUUCUUACUGUUUGACUGAAAAUGGAGUAAAUUUUUGACUUAUUUUCAA